AUGACAUCGCGGAUUUUACUUCAAAAUGCAACCAUCCUGGUCCCCUCGGGUCAACCAAACGACUAUGUUAAGCCGCUGCGUGGCCAUUCGUUGUUGAUUGAGGACAAACGGAUCUCCAAAAUUGCGCCCACCAUCGACCCACCUAGCGGUACUCAGAUAUUUGAUUGUACUGGCAAAAUAAUAUCACCUGGAUUUAUUGACACACACCACCAUGUGUGGCAGACACAGCUUAAGGGUCGCCAUGCUGAUCAAACCCUACUAGAAUACCUCCCCAAUGGGAACAUGCAAAGCGCCAACUACAUCCCGGAAGAUGUAUUUUGGGGUGAACUGGGAGGUUGUCUAGAGGCUUUGGAUGCAGGAACAACAACCUUGGUUGAUCAUGCCCAUGUCAACAUUUCACCGGCCCAUACCACAAACGCGAUUGAGGCUACGAUAGCCUCUGGGAUCCGAUCGGUGUUUUGCUACGCGCCAACUGCCAAGACUCAGGAUUGGACGCCCGAGAUCACCAUUAAUGGAGGACUGCUAGACGACUGGGUCAUAGAGCAGUUCGAAAAUCUUGGUGCUGCUGCCCCUUUUGGAGACGGACGAGUCCAAAUGGGGUUCGCCUUUGAUGGGUUUAUGUUGCCACAAGAUCAAGUGGUUUCCAUUUACCACAAAGCUCGGAAGCUCGGGGCAAGAGUUAUAACGACUCACUACGCUGGAUUGUACUUUGGCCCGGAUUCGGUAGUCGAUACUCUUGAGAGCUAUGGGCUUUUGGGGCCAGAUAUCCUGCUCUCACAUGCCACCAAUUUGACGGCAAGUGAUAUCAGCAAGCUAAAUCAAGCCCGAGCGUGGAUAUCAACGACCCCAGAUACUGAGUUGCAAAUGGGACAUGGGAAUAUUGUCUGUUUUCGUGAUGGUUGCACUGACAUUUGCUCCUUGGGUAUUGACUGCCACAGCAAUAACUCAGCCGAUAUGGUUUCCCAAAUGCGCCUAGCAUUACAACAUGAAAGAGCAGAUCGCAACGAGGCGCUAAUUGCGAAAGGAACAUUUUCGCGCUCGUUGAAUCUUCAUGUUCAAGAUGUCUUCCGACUAGGAACAAUCCAGGGAGCUCGAGCAGUUCGCAUGGAAGAGAACCUGGGUUCACUGACUGUCGGAAAACUCGCGGAUAUUGUCAUAUUCGACGGGGAAAGCCCCGGUAUGGUUUGUGCCUCUGAACAGGAUCCGGUCGCGGCUAUUGUUCUUCAUUCUUCGGUUAGGGACGUCGACAUGGUCAUCGUAGAUGGUCAGAUUCGCAAGCAGAAUGGAAGGCUUCUUCCAGCUACGAUUGCACCGAGCCUGCCUGAAGUGCAUAUCUUGCCUCAAAUUGUCAACUGGAAUCAGGUUGCGAAGAAUUUGAUUGCUAGCCGUAGCAGGAUUCAAGAAGCAAUUUCAAAAUCGAAUGCUACAGAUCAGGAGCAACUCGUGGAUUCAUUCUUGAAACUCAUACAUGCCGGUGAAAACAAAUUCGUCCGCUUAUGA
Molecule: messenger RNA, 1500 nt
Organism: Penicillium manginii
Lineage: Eukaryota; Fungi; Ascomycota; Eurotiomycetes; Eurotiales; Aspergillaceae
Exons: 4
Coding region: 1-1500 (499 amino acids)
Molecular function (GO): hydrolase activity, acting on carbon-nitrogen (but not peptide) bonds
Source: RefSeq, a predicted model, not a curated record